AUGGCUGGCCAACCCACCCUCGAGUCUCUACACAAGCGUCUUCAACUUCUCGAGGACAAAGACGAACUCAACACUCUCCUGAACCACUAUUGUAACACCGCCGAUGACCACAAAUGGGACGAAUAUGCCGCCACCUUUACUCCUGAUGGUGUCCUCGGCUUCGAGAAAUGGGGAGAGAUCGUGGGACGCGAUAAGAUCUCCGCUGCAGCUGGUGGCGCUGAGAAUCGCUUCCAGGGUCUACAACACUCUAUGACCAACAUGCAGUUUACCAUCAACGAAGAUACUGCGAGCGCAAGAUGUUACUUGUGGUUUGCAGCUACAAUGGAUACUUCUAAGCCGCAUGAAUACCACGCAUUUGGUGGACAUUAUCGAUUCCAAUUCAAGCGGACUUCUGAGGGCUGGCGGAUUAGUCGCAUGCAACUAUCAAAGGUCUGGGCUCAGAAUGAGGACACCGAGGGUGUGUUUGGGGCUUAA
Messenger RNA from Penicillium pulvis, 474 nucleotides. Its product is annotated as nuclear transport factor 2 family protein. The record is from RefSeq and is a predicted model, not a curated record. Lineage: Eukaryota; Fungi; Ascomycota; Eurotiomycetes; Eurotiales; Aspergillaceae. The transcript has a single exon. The coding region runs from base 1 to 474 and encodes 157 amino acids.